Messenger RNA from Dimorphilus gyrociliatus, 4734 nucleotides. The record is from the annotation of a GenBank genome assembly. Lineage: Eukaryota; Metazoa; Annelida; Polychaeta; Dinophilidae.
AGUAUGGCGAACUGUAGGGUUCAGAUCAUGUCUUUGAAAGAAGUUUAGCUUUGCAUAUCAAAACAAAAAUAUCAACUUCCUUGUUUGAAAAUUGGCUAUUGAACUUCGUUUUUUUGUUGAGGGAAAUUUGUCACUAAACAUGGACAGCUAUUGACUAAUCCCGUCUUGCCUAUGUUAAAUACUCUUUUUACCUUUAUAUCACUGAAAAAUGGGAAAAACCCCGUUAAAUAUAGAUAGAAAAACCAUAAAUUAUGUAAAUUUCUUCCCUCAUUCAACUUUUUAUUUUAGAAAGAUUUUGAUAUCUAGGCUUCGACUUUUUUUCUACGAUUUUGUAAGGUGCUUUUGUGCAACAUAGUAUAUGCCAUCAAUAUAAACGUCUUUUCACUUGCAGAGGGUUAAGGAGGAAAAGAAAUGGAUCGAAAAACUCUCUUGUUUUUAUCUCUAUUAUACAUAACACAGUCAGCCUAUGGAAAUUCUACGGUAAUACACACAGAGAGGCAUUACGAAUACCCGCCUUACGAUGGGUUUUUUAACAAUAGAGCUGAUCCCACUUGGGGAAGUGCAGAUAGCCAAUUACUCCGUAGAUUGCCUAAUCAUUACAGCGAUAGUACAUAUCAACCGUCAGGACAAAAUAGACCAAAUCCAAUGGAAUUAAGUCUUGCUUUAAUGGCUGGAAAUACUGGUCAGCCUUCCUAUAAGAACAGAACUGCUUUAUUAGUAUUUUUUGGUCAACAAGUUGUCGAAGAGAUUUUAGAUGCCCAAAGACCAGGAUGUCCCCCAGAAUAUUUCAAUAUAAAAAUUCCAAAAAAUCAUCCUGUACAUGAUCCAGAAAAAACUGGAAUUCAAUUCAUGCCCUUACUACGUUCAAGAUACGACAUGAAUACUGGAAAAAGUCCAAAUAAUCCUCGGCAACAGUUAAACGAAAUUACACCGUACAUUGAUGGAGGAUUAACAUAUGGUGUAACGAAAGCAUGGGCUGAUGCUUUAAGAUCAUUCAAAGAUGGAAAAUUAGCGAGUGUAAUUGAAAACAAUGAAGAAUAUCCAGCAAUUAACGAAAUAAGAUUACCUCUGGCUAACCCACCACCUCCUAAAGAUCAUUUUCUGAAAAAAGUAAGCAGAUUUUGGAAAUUGGGCAAUCCUAGAGGGAAUGAAAAUCCUUUUCUUCUUACUUUUGGAGUAUUAUGGUUUCGUUUUCAUAAUUUUAUGGCAAAGCAGUUGAAAAAUAAAAAUCCAGAGUGGGGAGAUGAAAGGCUAUUCAACGAAGCUAGAAAAUGGGUUAUAGCUAUUCAUCAAAACAUUGUUGCCUAUGAUUGGUUGCCUGCAUGGUUGAGUGAUCCUUUGCCACCAUACGACGGUUACAAACCAGCUGUUCAUCCUGGUAUUACCCAUGUAUUUCAAUCAGCCGCGAUGAGAUUUGGUCAUACUUUGGUACCUCCUGGUGUUUUCGUACGAGAGCCUAUGAGAAAUGAUUCAGAGUGCAAAUUUUUACCAACGCUAUAUCAGCAUGCAGGACAAGGCAGCCACUCUGGAGCUGGAUUAAGGACUUGCAAUACUUACUGGAACCCUCAGGAUUUUAUCAGAAAUUUCACAAUCGAUUCGUUGAUUCGUGGUAUGUCGUCCCAGGUGACCGAGAGAGAGGACAACAUAAUAACACCAGAUUUAAGGGGUUUUGUGUUUGGACCUCUAGAAUUUUCAAGAAGGGAUUUAAUGGCUAUAAACAUACAGAGAGGAAGAGAUCAUGGACUUCCUGAUUACAAUACAGCUCGAAAAGAGUACAAUUUAAAAGAAAUUACUCAAUUUAGAGAUAUUAAUCCUGAUCUAUUCGAUUUGAAACCCGAACUUCUAUCCAAUCUUUCUAAAUUGUAUAACAAUCGAUUGGACAAUAUUGAUAUUUGGGUUGGUGGACUAUUAGAAACGACACCUGAAGGACCUGGACCACUUUUUAAGAGAAUUAUUAAAGAUCAAUUUCAAAGAAUAAGAGAUGGAGAUAGAUUUUGGUUUGAAAAUUAUAAAAUUAAUAAGCUUUUUACAAGAGAUGAAGUCGAAGAAAUAAGAAAAAUUGAUCUUAAACAAGUCAUUUUAAGCGUAACAAAGAUAAAAGAUAAAGAGAUCCAAGAUAAUCCUUUUUUUGCCUUAUCAAGUGAUGAUACUCUACUUUGUCCACAACCUUAUCAACUACAAGAAGCUUAUUUAAUGCAGUGUACAAAAUGGAAAACUUUUGACUAUUUUUCAGGCAGUGAAAGUUCUUAUCUAGUAACUUUUCUGUUUUUGGGAUUAGCUGUAUUUGUUGCGCUAGGAAGUUUAGUUUUUGUUACAAAACUCCGAACUAAUUUGGUAAAAUUACCCAAGGAAAAAUCUUUAUCCAUGAAAUAUUCAGACAAACUAUCUCCUGCAGAUAUUUAUGCUGAAGUUACAUCGAAAAAUUCUAUUAGAGCUGCAGAAUGGAUUGAUAAACAUACAGCCACAAGACCUGUAAGGAUUUCGUUCGAUGAACAAAAAUAUACAAUAAAAGUUACUAAACCAUCUGGUAGAGGCAUGCUUAGACAAUUGGAUUUCAAACAUAUAAUUAAUAAAGACCAAGCUACUUUGUUAUACUGUAAUGAUAGAAGAAGUUAUUGCCUAUGUUUAAAAAUUCCAAAGGAAUCUUACGAUUUGACUCUCUUUUUCGAUAUUAGUGAAGAUUUAGAAAUUGCUAUAGAAAUAAUAUUAAAUGUUUUAAAAAAAUGCGGAGUUAAAGUUUCUAAAGAAGAAGCUUCUAAGAAAAAUAUAUUGGCUAAUUCAAAAACAAAAGUACAAAGGCAAAAAGAACUGAAUGAAUUUUUUAAUGCUUUAACAAAUCACGCUUUUCAAGCUGAUAAUGAGCACCUUGGUAAUAAAGCAAUUGUUGACGAAGUUUUAAAAAUGGAAAUUAGUAGAACUGAAUUUGCUGAAGUUUUUGGAGUAAAACAAUCGGCAUUAUUUGUUCAACAAUUUUACGAUAUGCUAGAUGAAGAUAAAAAUGGAUUUAUAUCUUUUACAGAAAUUUUAAAUUUGUGUGUUGCUUAUACAAAAGGUGGAGAAGAAGAGAAAUUAUCUUUUAUGUUUAGAAUUUACAACUCUGACGGAUCUGAUUUAUUAAAUCCCGAAAAAUUUAAAGAUAUCUUAAGAUCACAAAUUGAUAGUAAUAAUACUAAAGAAGUUAAUAAUAAUAUUGAACAGAUGUUUAGAUUUGCCAAAUUGAAUUCCUCCGAGGAUAUUUCUUUGGCUAAGUUUAAAAAACUUUUUGGACAUGAUGUACUAAGUGGAGUUUAUGAUUAUUCGGUCGAGAGAGAGCAUGCAGGUUUAAGAAGAAUUGCUGGAUACGGAGUUACAAUUACAAGAGGAGCAGCAAGUGGAAUGAUGUUCACCUACUCAAGUAUUCUUAUUACUAUGUGCAGGAACAUUAUUACAAAAGCCAGAGAAACGUUUUUAAAUCGUUAUAUACCUUUUGAUUUUGCAGUUGAUAUGCAUAAGUUUAUAGCAUACUUUGCCUUAUUAUUUACAGUUAUACACUGCAUAGGACAUUGUAUAAACUUUUAUCAUAUAUCAACACAAACAGCUAACGAUUUGAGUUGUCUAUUCAGGAAUUACUUUCAUGCAACUGAUGAAUUACCUAAAUUUCACUACUGGUGUUGGCAAACAUUAACUGGUGUUACUGGAGUAAUUCUGACUGUAAUUGUGAUUAUUAUGUAUACUUUUGCUCUUCCUUAUGCAAGACGACAUUUUUUCAAAUCAUUUUGGUAUACUCAUCAAUUAAACAUUUUCCUAUUUAUUUUUAUGAUUCUCCAUGGUGCUGGGAGAUUAGUACAACCACCAAUAUUUCAUUAUUAUUUCUUGGGUCCUAUAGUUGUAUUUGUCAUUGAUAAAUUAAUAUCAGUCGGCAGGAAAAAAGUUUUAAUCCCUGUAAUUUCGGCCGAAUUAUUACCUUCGGAAGUAAUUCAUUUAAAAUUCAAGAAACCGCCUGGUUUCCAAUAUAAAAGUGGCCAAUGGGUGCGAAUAGCUUGUUUACCAUUAGGUAGGGGAGAAUAUCAUCCAUUCACAUUAACAUCUGCUCCCCAUGAAGAAUAUCUAACUUUGCACAUUAGAGCUGUCGGUCAAUGGACAGCUAACUUGCGAAAGAGUUACGAAACCAUACAGCCGUUGCCUUAUCUAUAUUUGGAUGGACCUUUUGGAGAAGGGCACCAAGAUUGGUGUCGAUACGAAGUUUCCAUACUUAUUGGAGGAGGAAUAGGUGUAACACCUUUUGUGUCAAUAUUGAAAGAUAUAGCUUUCAAGAUGAAAAUAAGGGCUCAUAUUCGCUGCAAAAAAGUUUACUUUUUCUGGGUAACAAGGACUCAAAAACAAUUCGAGUGGGUUGUUGAUAUAUUAAAAGAAAUAGAAUCUGCGGACACUUUUAAUUUAAUUGAUCUACAUGUAUUUAUAACUCAAUACAAAGAGAAAUACGACAUAAGGACCAAUAUGCUGUAUUUAUGUGAGAAGCAUUUUGAGAAAACCCAUGGCAAGAGCUUAUUCUCAGGGAUGUCAGCAAUAACUCAUUUUGGAAGACCAGAUUUUCUAUCGAUGUUUCACACACUAAAUGAGGAAUAUACAAAUCUAUUAGAAAGAAAAAUUGGCGUGUUUAGUUGCGGUCCACCACCUAUGACAUCCAGUGUCGAAAAAGCUUGUAGAAAUAUAAACACUGGAAAUCGUUUUAUUCACCACUACGAAAAUUUUUAG